This is a messenger RNA of Homalodisca vitripennis (glassy-winged sharpshooter), 1815 nucleotides long. Its product is annotated as short/branched chain specific acyl-CoA dehydrogenase, mitochondrial-like. The coding region runs from base 254 to 1537 and encodes 427 amino acids. Gene Ontology annotation, cellular component: mitochondrion. Lineage: Eukaryota; Metazoa; Arthropoda; Insecta; Hemiptera; Cicadellidae. The transcript is spliced from 9 exons. The record is from RefSeq and is a predicted model, not a curated record. Gene Ontology annotation, molecular function: acyl-CoA dehydrogenase activity; flavin adenine dinucleotide binding.
ACACUGACUGCAUUGCAUAGCCUCUGUGCUUUCGCCCGCCGCCACAGCACAGCGCUUUGAGCCGCGGUCGUGUGCGUGCUGGGAGCGGAAACCUGUUGGCGUUGGUUCAGUUGCCUUCUUGUUUUGUAACGCGUAGAUCAGACAGCAGUUGGCGUGUCAGUUUUUCUGGCUUAUCAGUAAUUCAACAGUCCAUAACACCAAAUAGUGAUAGUGUUGUAUUUUAGUGAACACUCGUACAGUCUUUGCUGCGAAAAUGAGUUGCGUGCGAAGUUUCCGAUUACUGAGCAAGUUGUGCAAGGAACUGGGAACAGCGAGUCAAGUAAAGAAUGUCCCUGCUAGAACAUUCAGCAGCUCGUCAGCUCUCCGCUACUCUGAAGAGGCACAACCUCCACCCCUCACACAGUUCACAGAGGAGGAGAUCAUGAUGAAGGAAUCAGUCUCAAAGUUAGCCAAUGAGCUGAUUUCUCCACUCGUGAAGAAGAUGGAUGAUGAUCACAAAUUUGACCCAAAAGUUGUUGAUGCUCUGUUUGAAAAUGGGUUAAUGGGUCUGGAAGUACCAACGGAGUAUGAAGGGACAGGUACAUCCUUCUUAGCAUCAAUGUUGGUGGUGGAGGAGUUGGCCAAGGUAGACCCGUCUGUCAGUGCACUUGUAGACAUUCACAACACUCUGGUCAACGCCCUCCUGAUAAAAGUUGGGUCGGAAGAGCAAAAGAAAAAGUAUCUACCUUUGUUAUCCAGGAAAUAUCCUGGAAGCUUUUGCCUGUCUGAACCCUCCUCAGGAUCAGAUGCUUUUGCUUUGAAAACAGUAGCAAAAAAAGAUGGAGAAUAUUACAUUAUAAAUGGCUCAAAAAUGUGGAUAUCAAACUCAGACCUAGCUGGACUUUUCCUUGUUAUGGCCAAUGCUAAUCCGUCAUCUGGGUACAAAGGCAUCACCUGUUUUGCUGUAGAAAGAGACACACCAGGAUUUGAAGUUGGAAAGAAAGAAAUGAAACUUGGUAUUCGCGCAUCAGGAACAUGCACCCUCCAUUUUGACAAUGUCAAAGUCCAUGAGAGUGCUAUAGUUGGUCAGUAUGGACAUGGAUACAAGUAUGCGGCUGGAUUCCUGAAUGAAGGAAGGAUUGGAAUUGGCGCUCAGAUGAUUGGUACUGCUCAAGGAGCUCUGGAUAGAACCAUUCCUUAUACUCUUGAGAGGAAGCAAUUUGGACAAGAUAUAUUUUCCUUCCAGUCGAUGCAGCAUCAGGUGGCCCAGGCCGCGACACAGCUGGAGGCUGCCAGGUUACUAGUCUACAAUGCUGCUAGGCUGCGAGAGGCCGGCCUACCAUUCGUGAAGGAGGCCGCUAUGGCAAAACUUUAUGCCUCAGAAGUUGCCCAGAUGGUUACUAUCAAAUGUAUAGACUGGAUGGGUGGACUUGGUUUCACACAAGAUUAUCCUCAGGAGAAGUUCUACAGAGACGUCAAAAUUGGAGCCAUUUAUGAGGGAACAAGUAACAUGCAACUCAGCACCAUUGCUAAAGCAAUCAGAAAGGAAUAUAGUUAGUGCUUUCAAACCUGCCCCAGGUCUUGAAUCAUCAUUAUAUUCAAUUACUGAACUAUCUGCCACAUUCCAUUUUACAUGUUCAUAUAACGCAGGAGUAAUGUGGACAUAUUCAAUAAUAAAUCUAUUUAAAAUGUGCAAAAAUGGCUAGGCAUAGAUAAUAAAAAGUGCUAAAUUAUGUACAGUGUGUUUUUUAUAACUAAUUGUAUUUUAUAUUCAUGUGAAAAAGAAGUAAAAAAACUGUUGAUGUAAAAACGUUAAAUAAAUAUCUUACAAAGAAA